AGUAUUUGUAAAAUAAUAUGAUAGAGAAAUUUAUUCGUUUCAUCUCAGACCAAACUCGACAAACAAAAAUUUUAAAUUGUCUGUGAAAAAUUGUGCAAAUAAAUAAAUAUCAAUGGGACAGAGAGUUUUUCCCGAGUGGCAAUGGCAGAAAGAAAAUCGUGAAUCGAAAUUUUAAUAAGCCCACAUUUGACAAACAAAGAUAUAAAAUCUCUGCAAAAAGUUAUAACUGCGAGAAGCGGGGGCUCUCAAUGCAAUGCACUGCUUAGCGAAAAGGGUGUGUGUAAGUGUGCGUGUAUGAGUGCGCACACGCAUUCUCUACAAAAGCAAUAGAGCGAUAAAGAAAUGCACGAAAGUGAAUUAAGAAAUAAAAAGUAGCAACUAAAAGUUACAGCAGCAUUUAUUUUACACAAUUUUCUAUGUGAAACUAAAUUAAAAUUAAUAAAAUAUCAACGAAUUUUAUUGUAAAAAAAUCAGUUAAGUGAUUGAAAUAAAUAAAACGCAAACGUAUUAGUACAAAAGCAAAGGUUGGAAAAGUGAAAGGAACGAGCACCAGUAGAGCAAUAGCAGUACGCAAAAAAGUGGAUUUGGAAAACAACAAAAGAUUGUGCAGCGGCGGAGCUGAGUGUGUAGUGCAGUAAGAUGGCGACUGGAAGGCCCAUUAAAUGUGUCGUCGUUGGCGAUGGCACCGUCGGCAAGACAUGCAUGUUAAUCUCAUAUACAACAGACAGUUUUCCGGGUGAAUAUGUGCCUACAGUAUUCGACAACUACUCUGCGCCAAUGACUGUGGACACAAUACAAGUAUCGCUUGGUUUGUGGGAUACAGCGGGUCAGGAAGAUUACGAUCGCCUGCGUCCACUAUCAUAUCCACAAACCGAUGUGUUUCUCAUAUGUUUCAGCGUGGCCAGUCCAUCCUCAUUCGAAAAUGUCACAUCGAAAUGGUAUCCUGAAAUCAAGCAUCACUGCCCCGAUGCACCGAUUAUAUUAGUCGGCACCAAGAUAGAUUUACGCGAUGAUCGCGAAACACUCAGCCUGCUGGCCGAACAAGGUUUGGCACCGUUAAAACGAGAGCAGGGACAAAAAUUGGCGAAUAAAAUACGCGCCGUUAAAUAUAUGGAAUGCUCGGCACUAACGCAACGUGGGCUCAAACAGGUCUUCGAAGAAGCAGUGAGAGCUGUGCUCAGGCCAGAGCCACAAAAACGGCGUCAACGAAAGUGUAUAGUUAUACGGAAGGGUUUUGGAUGUACCGCUUGUCCUUGUUUCUUCUUUGGUCCAGCACUUUUGGGACGUUUCUGUUCCGCAUUGAGCGAUGGCAUUGAAACUGAGAGCACUAAACACUCAGCGGGCAGCGACAUUGAUGAGGUUAUUGUAGUAGCACGUUGUACCUUUUGCACCUUCCAGUGCUGUAUGUGAAGUUUGGAUUUAGAAGAAAGUUGGAGAGAGAAGUGGAAAAUCUUUUGUUCUGAAAAUCCAAUAAUCGCCCAAUACAAAUUAAGUGUAAAUCUGUUUUCAUGUUGCGAAGGACCAAGGCGCAUGUGUGAGACGUGUGAGAAAUGAUAAUUUCAUUAAUAUACAUUCUAAUGGCAAAAUUAUUUUUUUAAAUAAUAUUCAUACACUUUGCCCUA
Ceratitis capitata (Mediterranean fruit fly) is the source of this 1622-nucleotide messenger RNA. RefSeq names its product ras-related C3 botulinum toxin substrate 1 (gene Mtl). Gene Ontology annotation, molecular function: GTP binding; GTPase activity. Gene Ontology annotation, biological process: small GTPase-mediated signal transduction. The coding region runs from base 640 to 1410 and encodes 256 amino acids. The transcript is spliced from 8 exons. Lineage: Eukaryota; Metazoa; Arthropoda; Insecta; Diptera; Tephritidae. The record is from RefSeq and is a predicted model, not a curated record.